Molecule: messenger RNA, 3423 nt
Organism: Larimichthys crocea (large yellow croaker)
Lineage: Eukaryota; Metazoa; Chordata; Actinopteri; Sciaenidae
Gene: spire2
Product: spire-type actin nucleation factor 2
Exons: 15
Coding region: 129-2570 (813 amino acids)
Biological process (GO): cleavage furrow formation; actin filament polymerization; intracellular transport
Cellular component (GO): cytoplasmic vesicle membrane; cell cortex
Molecular function (GO): actin binding; microtubule binding
Source: RefSeq, a predicted model, not a curated record
GGUAACGAGGUGCAGCUGAGCUCCGGUGAGGUGGGUUAGACGUCAAGAGCAGGACAGGAGACACCGCGGACAGCAUCAAUGGCCUCGGUGCCCACCGACUGAACGAUGGGCUCCACGGCAUCACAGCCAUGGCCAGAUCCACCAACAGAACCGCCGAGGACGGGGAGUCACGGGUAACCGCCCCCACGGACCGCGGAGAGUCGCGGGACUUGGCCGAGCCCCGGGAACUGUCUCUGGAGGAGGUGCUGAAGUCCUACGAGCAGCCCAUCAACGAGGAGCAGGCAUGGGCGGUGUGCUACCAGUGCUGCAGCGGGCUGAGGGUGCCCCGCCCGCCGCCACCGGCUGGGAGAGUUGUCAGCCGGGUGAAGGACCCGGCCUCCAUCCUGCUGCACCGGGACGGAACCGUGUCCUUACAGGAGCAGGAGCGCCGACACAACGAUGACGCAGAUGAACCUCCUCUUCCUCCGGCUACCGAGCGUCAGCUGGUCCAGUCACUCGGCGUGGCCAUCUACCGAGCUCUGGACUGGGGCCUGGACGACAGCGAGGAGCGCGAGCUCAGCCCACAGCUGGAGCGCCUCAUCGAACGCAUGGCGGGAGGCGACCAGGGCGGCGUGGGCGACUGCUCCACCGGGAACGGCACAACAGACGAGGGCUACAGCGGCCAGGAAGAGGAGGAGGAGGAGGAGGAGCAGGACGGAGUGGUAAAGCCCGUGUGCACGUUCCGUCAGGUGAUGGCGCUGUGCGCGUCUCGGCUGUCCAACACGGGCCUGGCUCCGGAGCACUACCAGGCCGUCUGCAGGGCUCUGUUUGUGGAGACUCUGGAGCUGCAGACGUUCCUCAUCAAGAUCCGAGAUGCUAAAGAGAUGCUGAAGAAGAUCACCACAGAAGAAGCCGCGGAGGACCGAUCUACAGCUGAGCUGGACGCUCUGAAACACAGAGACUGGGCACGUCUGUGGGUGCAGCUGAUGAAGGAGCUGAGGCAGGGAGUGAAGCUGAAGAAGGUGCAGGAGCAGCCGUUCAACCCGCUGCCCACCGAGUUCAGCCUCACGCCCUUCGAGAUGCUGAUGCAGGACAUACGAGCUCGCAAGUUCCAGCUCCGCAAAGUCAUGGUGGGCGGAGAUAUUCCCACCAGAGUGAAGAGGAACGCCCAUGAACUGAUCCUGGAUUUCAUCAGAUCGAGACCUCCACUUAAACCAGUGUCCGAGCGCAGCCUCCCUCCUCCUCCACCACAGCAGCAGUCCCUCCAUGACCGCGUCCUGGCUGAGAUCAAGCAGGAGAGGAAGCUCCGUCCCGUUGACCCGCCCGACACCAGACCGUUCGGCUCUCUGCCCUGCCUCGCUCAGACUUGUCCUUGUAACGUCAAAUCCACUUCAUGCAUUGAUCUGUCGGUGUCGGAGCUCGGGCCUCGGCCGUCGUCACGCCCUCGAAUCCUGCUCAAGGCUCCGACUCUGGCCGAGAUGGAGGAGAUGAACAUAUUCGAGGAGGAGGACUCCCCAGACAACAGCGAUCUGAGGAGGGCAGAGAGUUCCCCCACGCCCCUGAAAAGAGACCGCUCCUUCUCAGAGCACGACCUGGCGUUUCUCCGCGGCGAGAUGCUUCCCUCGCUCUCCGAGUCGGCCCAGCUCGGCGGCGGCGGCGUCAGGCUGAGGGGCGAGAGGCCUCGGGCCAGGACGCUGACCGGCAGCAGACCGCCUCCUAAUCACAGAGCUUCCUUACCAGUUCACGGCUGGGUGCCGCCCUCCCCGGCCCGCCUUUCUCUGAGUUCGGUCGACGAGACCACGGAGGUAUUCGAAACGCCGUCUGGCUCCAGAGCCGGAGACGAGCACCAGUGGAUGGAGGAGUUCAGUCACCCCGUGGAGAGUCUCGCCUUGACGGUGGACGAGGUGAUCAACGUGCGGCGAGUUCUGGUCAAAGCAGAGAUGGAGAAGUUUCUCCAGAGCAAAGAGCUCUACAACAACCUGAAGAAAGGAAAGGUGUGUUGCUGCUGCAGAGUGAAGUUCCCGCUCUUUUCAUGGCCGUCUACCUGCUUGCUGUGUAAAAGAUCCGUCUGUAACUCCUGCAGCGCAAAGAUGAAGAUUCCCUCGAAGAAGAUGGCUCAUAUUCCUGUGUACACUGUCGGCUUCCACAGCACUCCAAAGAGCCACGGACACAAAAGCAACGUCUAUAAAUCUCUGCGCAGUUUGACCCGUCGCUCGGUGGAGGAGGAGUUCCCCCACCUGUACGCUCACGGCUGCACGCUGCGUGACAUCUGCGCCGAAUGCACCAAAUUCAUCGCCGACGUCAUUUCCUCCAGCCGCCGGAGCCUCGACAUCCUCAACAACACUCCCAAGAGGGAGGCCAAAGCUGCUGCUGCCGCCGCCACCGCUGCUGCUCAGAGACCGCAACUGCAACGUCAGUCCCACCUCGAGACUCAAACCGACCCUCAGGGUCACCCUCCACCUCACCCACAGUCACAGCGUCACCCCCAGCUGCCUCCACAGCCCCACGUUCAACAGCAGCGACUUCAGGCGCCGUUAUCGUCUCGUUCGCCGCAGCUUCAUGCCAAGACUAUCGCCAAUGUGAACCAAUGAGAGGAGUGACUGCCUCCACACACCUUCAUGAAAAAGGUUUAAGGGUUGCUCUGGAGUAUUGAAUGCGUUAUUUAACGGUUAUGCUACGAUAUAUAAAGCUACAAAGAUUUUCUGGAGCUGUUUAGAACCCUUUUAGUAUGAAUCUAGUGACUCUAAACCACCUCCACCUCCACCUCCACCCAUCUUCAGCUUCAGCUCCCCAACGCACACACACAAGCACACAGUGCUGUUGUAGUUCAUAGGAAGAUGUCCGCCUUAUCUACAGCACCAUGACUUCACUCCACAGCUGCUGGACGACGAGCGUACGGGCGGAGAGAAGACGGGGAAAGUCCACACUCUGAGAGAGAGUGUGUGGGUGGAGGUGGAGGUGGGUGGUGGUUGUUGUUGUUUGAGGAGGAUAAAGCUAUGCAGCGUAGAGUCGACAUGUAACCAUUUAGCACUGUAGCUCUCUGUGGUUGCCUUGUUUUUGUUCUGAAUGUAGACGCACAGAAAGAGAAAAGCUUGUACACAGCGUUUAUUUUUAUUUUUAAUCAUCAAAAAAGAAAAAAGGAAAAAAAAAAAGGGAUUUGCGUGUAACGAGGCCUCUUUUUGCAUCAUUUCGAGCUUGUGACGUUCCAUCCCGGAUGAGGAACGAUAAGCGGCGACACUGUGAAUGUAAACAGGGUGAAGCUGCAAGACUGCACCUUUUAAACCGACGCAGCAUGACGACGACGACGUGAAAACGAUGAGCAGAUGAAAACUCCUCCGCCUCGCUCACUCACUCCACCCUCGGACGCUUGCGAUCUGCUCUGGUUUUGUAAAACACACUAAGUAAACCUCAACUGCAAUAAAAAAAAUCUAAUGAUAAACACGA